CAUUCGUGGUGGAUGUAAAAAAAAGUCGUGGUUAGUGUUUAUGAUCAUUUGCAAUAGAAAAUUGCAAAAUAUUGAGGCCUUGCGCCACAAAACGCAUGAAAGUAAAUCAGAAGAAGUAAGGUGGAUCAGUGGUGUGUUUAUUUGUGUAUGUUGAAUCUGCCGAAAGUUUGUGAGUUUGUUGGGAAUUGUUUGUCGCUGUGAAUUGAAGAUACUUAAUUGAGCUUGGAUGGAUCGCUUCGAUGCUGGUUAUUACCGGGUAGUACAUCAAACACAACAUCAUUUUUAAGCGCACGUGCGUCUUCCGGUCAGGGGUGAGAAUACCCCGUUGAUUUUUCCAUUCGUGUACUGAUUGUGCGGAAUUUGAGCCACCUUCUUCUCGGUUGUCAACCGACUAACCGUGUACGAGCAACGAUAUGCAGCAACAGCCGCAGGCCCCGUACGCUCCGUACGCCCCACAGUACCAGGGCUAUGACCAGGGUGCAGGAUAUCCCCCGCCACAAGGAGGUGGUUAUCCACCGGCACAAUAUCCCCCACCGGGCACGGGAUCCCCGUAUCCACCGGCACAGCCCGGAUAUGGGCAACCGAUGCCAGGAUAUGAGCAACAGGGAUACGCACAGGCACCACAGAUGUACGCACCGAAUCAGCCAUACGGAGGAGGUUACCAGCCGGUCAUCGUGCAACCGGGAAUGCCCGGACAUCCGCAGCCAAUGAUGAUCCAAGCGCCACCAGGUGGUUGGAUGCCUAUUCCGCAAGGGAUACCGAACUGUCCGCCCGGAUUGGAAUACCUUACUGCCAUUGACCAGCUGCUCGUGCACCAGAAGGUGGAGCUGCUGGAGGCGUUCACCGGCUUCGAGACGGCGAACAAGUACACGAUUAAGAACACACUCGGCCAGAAGGUGUACUGGGCGGCGGAGGACACUGGCUGCUGCAACCGUAUGUGCUGUGGGGCGGCUCGCGCCUUCGACAUGAAGAUCAUGGACACGUUCCAGAACGAGGUGCUGCACUUCAACCGACCGCUGCGCUGCAGCUCCUGCUGGUUCCCGUGCUGCCUGCAGACCAUGGAGGUGACCGCACCGCCCGGUAACGUGAUCGGAUACGUCGAGCAGGACUGGUCCAUUCUCACGCCGCAGUUCAGCAUCAAGGAUCAGAACGGCGAAACGGUACUCAAAAUUUCCGGACCGUUCUGCACGUUCAGCAUUUGUGGUGAUGUAGAGUUUGAGGUGCUCUCCACCAAUGGUGCACAGGUGGGUAAGAUCAGCAAGCAGUGGUCCGGGCUAGGGCGCGAAUUGUUCACUGAUGCGGAUCAUUUCGGCAUCAACUUCCCGAUGGAUUUGGACGUCAGGGUAAAGGCAACCCUGCUUGGAGCACUAUUUUUGAUCGAUUAUAUGUUCUUCGAGAAGUCCGGCAACAAGGAACAGGACAGGCCGGGAAUGUUCUAGAUCUGUUGAAUCCGUGGUGUGUAUGUUUACUACUUUUCAUGCGGUGCUUCCUAAAACUGGAAUUGAGCCGCCCCGUACAAGAGCCAUUUUUCUGUUCCAAGGCAGAAUUAUUCAACGAUGAUCACGCAUCAUCGUUCAUCCUUCCCAGUCGUAUUGUUACCAUACAUACUUAACAAACUUAAGUCUGCCCACCAUUACCCGAGUUCGUCCAUCCUGUGAUUCCAGAUGUACGUUUUUACGACGAGAGCCAUCAUCGAAAGACCGAACCACACACGCACGUACCAAAUGCACAACCAGAAAAAGAGAGGUAGUGGUGAGUUUAACGAAAACGUUCUUAAGUCCGGCACCAAAGAACUUUUACAUGAUUUUAUCGACAAGCGUAAAAAGAAUCGAAUCUCUCAAUAUCAAAGUUGAUUCAAUUUCUUUUUGGCUCUGGAUCACAUGGUUUUGUUUAUUAGUGUUGUUUAAAGAGUUGCAAAGGAAAUGUUGGGGGGAUAGGGGUUGUUUUCCACAUUGGCAACAAGGCUUACCAUGUGCGUGAGGACUCAAAGUAAUUUGGAGCGAUUUACACAUACUAAAGGUUCCCGUAAACGCGGGUAUGUUUUCUGAAACUAUGUAACAAUUUUCCAUUAUUAUAUUACAAAGGAGGAACAUAUUGCCUUUUGAACUCCAAACUUUGCCUAAAACUCAACGGUACCAGGAUCAGAUAUAACAACAAGUUACUAAAAUAAUCUUAAAUUCUUCAAAACAGUAGGGCCAACGAGGAUCCUAAGAUUCUAAAAACUUUUUGCAGAACUACAAGCUAUGAACAUUUAUUCAUAUUAAUCGUAUUUAUCGUACAACGAAACACUGUCGCACAGUACACAGUCCUACAAAUACAUUACAUGUAAAUCUAUAGCAAUCGCUGCCUAAUGUUUGUUACUGUUGUUUUUUUUUUAUAAACCCCAGGUACGGUAGUCUGUACUGUAAGGAAUUGUGCGCUUACCGCUCAUCUCCAUUUUUCAUGCGUUUACUUACAAUAAACGCACAGGAUCUUAAAGCCAAACCAAAUCACUAGGACACAAUCAAUGCAGAAAACAUUCAGUAACUUUUAUUGCGGAGCAAGGUUCGAUUUUCGCUAGCAUAUUUGUUAGGAUCUUUAUGAAUUAUUGUGGUGGUGAAAUAAAUGUUGCUUAUCGAAAAUCUAAGCUGAAUGUAUCGAUCACGAAAUGUGAAGUAUAUAAAUAAAAGAAAAUUU
Molecule: messenger RNA, 2676 nt
Organism: Anopheles coustani
Lineage: Eukaryota; Metazoa; Arthropoda; Insecta; Diptera; Culicidae
Gene: scramb1
Product: phospholipid scramblase 2
Exons: 6
Coding region: 414-1439 (341 amino acids)
Biological process (GO): plasma membrane phospholipid scrambling
Cellular component (GO): plasma membrane
Molecular function (GO): phospholipid scramblase activity
Source: RefSeq, a predicted model, not a curated record